Messenger RNA from Gregarina niphandrodes, 1794 nucleotides. Its product is annotated as lysine-tRNA ligase. The transcript has a single exon. Gene Ontology annotation, cellular component: cytoplasm; cytosol. Gene Ontology annotation, biological process: lysyl-tRNA aminoacylation. NCBI's taxonomy places the organism in Eukaryota, Apicomplexa, Conoidasida, Eugregarinorida, Gregarinidae. Gene Ontology annotation, molecular function: lysine-tRNA ligase activity; ATP binding; tRNA binding. The record is from RefSeq and is a predicted model, not a curated record. The coding region runs from base 1 to 1794 and encodes 597 amino acids.
AUGGAUCUUGGGACUGCGGCUUCUACACUGCCAACGGGAAACUCAGGAACGGGAGACUCACCGAGAACCACCAAGGCGAAGAAGCAAAAGGCCGUGAACAAACAAAGUGCGGCAGGCAAACAAGGUGCCAAAGGCAAGGUGGAGGAGCCGGAGGUGGACGAGGAGGCUGAAGCGCAGUCUUAUCGCGAGGCUCGUUUAGCGGCGGUGAACGCGGUAGGUCGCGAGGCGGCUUACCCCCACAAGUUUCCGGUUACGUGCCGCUUGAACGAGUAUGUGGAGAAGUACGUGAAGAUUGAAGAUGGAGCGCGUCUGCCGGAUGUGGUGGAAUGUGUUGCAGGUCGUGUGAUGCGUCUGGCCGGUAGUAGUAAUAAGUUGCGUUUUUAUGACUUGGUUGGUGAUGAUGUGAAGAUUCAGGUGUUUGCAGAUGCCCAAACCUAUGGCGAAGGUGAAGACUUUCUGGAGGACCAGAACCGGAUCCGUCGUGGCGACAUUCUCGGUGUGCGCGGCUUCCCAGGCCGGUCAAAACGAGGCGAGUUAUCCAUCUUCCCGUUAAAGAUUGCUGUGUUAUCUCCGUGUCUAUAUAUGUUACCGAAGGCGCACUACGGACUUAAAGACCAAGAAAUCCGUUACCGCCGCCGGUACCUUGACUUGAUGAUUAACCCGCAGGUAAAGAAGACGUUCCAACUGCGUUCACAAGUACUGCAGUAUCUUCGCAAAUACUUCACGGACCGCGCUUUCGUCGAAGUAGAGACGCCAAUGAUGAAUCAAAUCCCGGGGGGAGCAAGCGCACGGCCUUUUGUCACGCAUCAUAACGACCUUGACAUGACGCUAUACAUGCGUGUAGCACCCGAGUUAUACUUGAAACAGUUGAUUGUGGGUGGCAUGGAUCGUGUGUUCGAAAUUGGUAAAAACUUCAGGAAUGAAGGUAUUGAUUUGACUCACAACCCGGAAUUCACCUCUAUCGAGUUCUAUCAGGCCUACGCAGACUACCAUGACCUCAUGGAACUGACCGAACACCUGAUUUCCAGCAUGGUCAAAGACCUCACCGGCAGCUACAAGAUCAUGUACGACCCCGACAACACCGGUGCGGAGAACCCAGGUGUUGAGACGAAGAAGAGCGAACCAGUCGAAAUCGAUUUCACGCCACCCUGGCCGCGGUUCAGUUUUGUAGAGGAGAUCGAGAAGUGCAGCGGUACCAAACUGCCGAGGCCGCUGGACUCUGCGGAAUGUGUGGAGACGAUGAAGGCUAUUUGCAAGGCCGAAAAACUCGACUGGCCGCACCCGCCUACGGCAACCAAAUUACUGGACAAGCUAUGCGGACACUUCGUCGAACCACGCUGCAUGAAUCCUGCAUUCAUUAAAGACCACCCCCAGAUCAUGUCCCCUCUAGCCAAAUGGCAUCGUAGCUCUCCGGAUGCUGCGGAACGUUGCGAACUAUUUGUCAUGGGCCGUGAACUCGCCAACUUCUAUACCGAACUGAAUGAUCCACAAACCCAACGUCGAUGUUUCGAAGAACAAGCCAAGGACAAAGCCGCUGGCGACGACGAAGCACAAUUCAUGGAUGAAGGCUACUGUGUAGCCCUCGAACACGGCCUUCCCCCCACCGGCGGUUGGGGUCUCGGCGUUGACAGACUCGUCAUGUUCCUCACCAAUAAUGCCAACAUCAAAGAAGUAAUCCUCUUCCCCGCCAUGCGCCCAUCCGUCAAAGACCAACCGAAAAGGACUGGACUCGGAGCGGGGACUGCACUGGCUGGGGUUGCUCCGGCUGCACCAACUGGUGCGGCUCCGUUCUAG